This is a messenger RNA of Propithecus coquereli (Coquerel's sifaka), 2646 nucleotides long. It is a transcript of the gene ZNF266, whose product is annotated as zinc finger protein 266. The record is from RefSeq and is a predicted model, not a curated record. The transcript has 6 exons. The coding region runs from base 111 to 1955 and encodes 614 amino acids. NCBI's taxonomy places the organism in Eukaryota, Metazoa, Chordata, Mammalia, Primates, Indriidae. Gene Ontology annotation, cellular component: chromosome. Gene Ontology annotation, molecular function: chromatin insulator sequence binding. Gene Ontology annotation, biological process: regulation of transcription by RNA polymerase II.
GUGAAGAGAAUGGGGGUUGCCUCUGUCCGUGUGGAUUCGCGGCCUUCCUGAAGUAAACGUGGGAAGCAGGAAAGGAGCAUUCACGCACAUCUAGCCAUCACCCUCACAGGAUGGCAGCCAUUGAUUUGUCCCUUGGCCUUUAUAGGGACCCAGUCUGCCUUCCUGAAGGAACGACAGAGGCGGAAAGAGAGGGGGCUGACUGUCUGACAGAUGGUUCCCAGGACUCAGUAACCUUCGAUGAUCUGGCUGUGGACUUCACCCCAGAGGAGUGGACUUUAUUGGACCCGGUUCAGAGAAAGCUCUACAGAGAUGUGAUGCUGGAGAACUACAAGAAUUUGGCCACAGUAGGAUGUCAGCUCUUCAAACCCAGUCUGAUCUCUUGGUUGGAACAAGCAGAGUCGAGGACAGGGCAGAGAGGAGUUCUUCAUGAAUGGAAAGUGCAACUUAAAACCAAAGAGUCAGCACUUCAGCAGGAUUUUUUAUGGGAACCGACCUCCAGUGGGAUACACAUGACAGGAAGCCACAAUGGAGCAGAGCUCAAUGAGUCCAAGCAGUGUGGAGACGUCUUCAGUGAACACUCAUGCCUUAAGACACACGAGAGAACUCAAAACAGUGAGAACACGUCUGAAUAUAAUCAGUGUGGCAUGGACUUCCUUACUCUGCAUAAGAAAACCUCUACUGGAGAAAAACUUUCUGUGUUGAAUCAGAGUGGAAAAGCCUUCAGCCUUACUCCAAAUGUUUACCAGAGAAUGUGCACACAAGACAAAUCCUUUGAAUGCAGUGACUAUGGGAAAUCCUUUAUUAAUCAGUCACCCCUUCACGCACAUAAGAGAACUAACAACGGAGAAAAACUUCAUGAAUGGAAGGAAUGCGGAAGAGGUUUUAUUCAGUCCACAAACUUUGCUGUGCAUAUGCAAAGUCACAGUUCAGAAAAACCCUACAAAUGUAAGGAAUGUGGAAAAGGCUUUAGAUAUUCUGCAUACCUUAAUAUUCACAUGGGAGCUCACACUGGAGACAGCCCCUAUGAAUGUAAGGAAUGUGGGAAAGCCUUCACGAGGUCUUGUCAACUUACUCAGCAUAGAAAAACUCACACUGGAGAGAAGCCUUACAAAUGUAAGGAAUGUGGGAAGGCCUUCACUGUUUCCUCUUGGUUAAGUCAACAUAUGAAAGUUCACACCGGGGAGAAUCCCCAUGAAUGUAAGGAAUGUGGGACAGUCUUCACUAGGUCUUCUCAGCUUACAGAACAUAUAAAAACUCAUGCUGCAGAGAAUCCCUUUGAAUGUAAAGUAUGUGGAAAAUCCUUCAGAAACUCCUCAUGCCUUAAUGAUCACUAUCGAAUUCACACUGGAAUCAAACCCUACAAGUGUAAGGACUGUGGGAAAGCCUUUGCUCAGAACUCAGACCUUACUAAGCACGUACGAACUCACAGUGGAGAGAAGCCCUAUGAAUGUAAGCAAUGUGGGAAAGCCUUUGCUAGAUCCUCUCGCCUUAGCGAACAUAUAAGAACUCACACUGGAGAGAAGCCUUUUGAAUGUGUCAAAUGUGGGAAAGCCUUUGCUAUCUCCUCGAAUCUUAGUGGACACUUGAGAAUUCACACUGGGGAGAAGCCCUUUGAGUGCCCGGAAUGUGGGAAAGCGUUUACACAUUCCUCCAGUCUUAACAAUCACAUGCGGACUCACAGUGCCAAAAAACCAUACACGUGUAUGGAAUGUGGCAAAGCCUUUAAGUUCCCCACGUGUGUUAACCUUCACAUGCGAAUCCACACUGGAGAAAAACCCUACGAAUGUAAGCGGUGUGGGAAAUCCUUCAGUUAUUCCAAUUCAUUUCAGUUGCAUGAAAGGACUCACACUGGGGAGAAACCUUACGAAUGUAAGGAGUGUGGUAAAGCCUUCAGUUCUUCCAGUUCCUUUCGAAAUCACAGAAGAAGGCACGCAGAUGGGAAACUGUCAGUGUAAGGAAUGUGGGAAGGCCUAAAGUUGUCCCCGUUCUCUUCAAAGACAAACUUAACUCACAGAGGAGAAAACAUACGAAUGUAAGGAAUGUGGAAAGAUCUUUACUUAUAUCUCAGGGCUUCAUGAACAUGUAUGAAUUCACAGCAGAAAAGACUCUAUGUCAGGGAAUGUGGAAGAGACUUCAUUAAAUCCUCAAGCCUUACCUUACACAUCAGAAAUCUCACCGAAGAGAAACCCUAUGAAUGUAGAGAAUCCGAGAAAACUUUUCCUAAUUCCACAAAUCUUAAUAUGCAUAUGUGAACUCACACUGGAGAGAAACCCUAUGAUUUUAAUGGUAUGGCCUGGAUGAUCCUCUCCCCCACCCAAAUUCACAUUCUGAAACUGACCCCCGUUUCCUUCAGUGUCACUCUAUUUGGACAUAAGAUUUUAAAGCAGGUGAGUAACUUCAGAUGAGGCUGUUAGGGUUGGUCCCUGAUUCAGCAUCGCUGGUGUCCCUUAAGAAGAGAACAUGAAGGAAGGACGCACACACACAGAAGCCCUUGUGACCCCACCAGAAGAUGGCCCUUUGCAAGCCAGGAACAGAGGCCUGGAACAGAUCUUUCUCUUCUGGCUUCCAGAGGAAAUCAACCCUGUCCUCACCUUGAUAUUGGACUUCCAGUCUCCAGAAUUUAAGCCAAUAAAUUUUUCUUGGUUA